AAUAAUAAUAAUAAUAAUAAUAAUAAUCUCAGUUUAGCAUCAAGUAUUUCAUUUCCUGUAAAUCUGUCUAAAGUACAACUCUUCCCUUUUCUUUCUAUCGAUGCUGCAUCAACACCAGAAGUGAGUGAAACAGGAAGCGUCUCCGAGUCCAGUGUGAGACAGGCCAUCAUGGAGGACGCAGCUCUGUGCAUCAGACUGUCAGUCGCUGCUCUGAUCCUGAUGGCACCGGUCGAUCGCUGCGCUGCACAGGAAGCAGCUUUUCCUCGUAUCAGCCCAGACAGACUUCAGUUCUACGAGUAUGAAGUCUUCACAGUGAACUGUGAGCGUGAUGCUGUCGCUAAGUGGAUCGUGAAGACGGAUCACGCUGCUUCAGCAGGUUCUUCACCCUGUGACGCAGCAGCUCCAUCCUGCUCCAUCGACCCUGCUCUCAACAAACACACUGGAGGAUAUUGGUGUGAAAACGAGGAGGGACAGAGAAGCGGCGCCGUGGGCAUCGCUGUCACCGCUGGGUCUGUGAUCCUGGAAAUGUCUGCUCACCCUGUGCUUCAGGGACACGACGUGACCCUUCACUGUCGCAACAAGAAAACUGGGUCACAACAAACCGUUGAUUUCUACAGAAAUGAGUCGCGUCUGGAAACGACCUACAACAAGAACACGCUGAGCAUCAGCAGCGUUUCCACGUCUGAGGAGGGAUUCUACAGCUGCAGCAUCUCAGGAGCUGGAGCCUCUCCACAGAGCUGGCUGGCUGUGGUGAAUCAGUCUAAAGCUGAUGUGGAGCCUCGUCCUUCUCAUCCUCCACCUCUUCAUCUGCUGCGGCUGCUGUGUGUCGUUGCUGUUUUACUGGUGGAUCUGCUGCUGCUGGUGAUGGGAGUCCUGGUUGGUAGGAAGCACAGAGGUACAGUAGCAUCUAGUACCAAGCUGCGUUUGCCAGAGACUGAGGUCUGUACUCAAUAA
Betta splendens (Siamese fighting fish) is the source of this 954-nucleotide messenger RNA. RefSeq lists its product as uncharacterized. Gene Ontology annotation, biological process: cell surface receptor signaling pathway. The coding region runs from base 169 to 954 and encodes 261 amino acids. The transcript has 5 exons. Gene Ontology annotation, molecular function: transmembrane signaling receptor activity. Lineage: Eukaryota; Metazoa; Chordata; Actinopteri; Anabantiformes; Osphronemidae. The record is from RefSeq and is a predicted model, not a curated record.